AUGAAAGUUGUCAACAGUACAGAGAAAAGACAUGAAGAUAUUCGAUUACGCAAGUUAAGGAAGGUAUUCAGGUCGCUUAGAAGUCAAAGUGAAACCGGGCAAGUUAAACACAGGCUGUUUGUAACACCGCGGACAGCACCAAGUAAUGAUGACGGAUGCCCGGACAUUUUAAAAAAAAAAGUGGAACCCGCUUCUAAGUCGCACGACCCACCUUUCACAUUCAAAUCUGCAUUUUUCCAUUUGGAACGUUCCCAAUACUCUCCCCUCCCCCCCAAAGCACCUGCUGCAUCUGAAAGCCUUAACCCACAUGGAAUAGACGCCGAGGAUGGAAACUGGCAGCCACUGGGAAGACGAAAGAAGUUCAGCUGGAGAGAAUUGAAUCCAGCGGGGUCAUUACGCGAUCCAGCCGCAGCUCUAGAUAUUGCCACUGGAAAUUGUUUUAGAGGAAUCCAGUCUCCGGCCGUCUUCUUAUACUUACGGUACGCUCAUAAACGGUACCUCGGGAUGAGACUUCUUACUACGACAGAUCGGGGCAGGGCAUUACCAAUCGUACCCAUACCAAACCUCACAAUUUGCCAUCACGGUUACAAACCCAUCACUCACGCUUGGACUUCACGAUCUCGAAAAGAUGCUGUUAUAAAUCCUGGAACGCCUAUAUUUCCAUCAAGAGUAUCCCAUUAG
Nezara viridula (southern green stink bug) is the source of this 681-nucleotide messenger RNA. The record is from the annotation of a GenBank genome assembly. Lineage: Eukaryota; Metazoa; Arthropoda; Insecta; Hemiptera; Pentatomidae.